CGCGGAGCGGAGAGCGGUGCGGACCAGUCAGUGUACCCUCAGAGGCCCUCCCAGGCGGACGGGACGGGUGUGACGCCAGCCAGGCAGCCAGGCAGGCAGACAGGCCAGCGCCACGAGCUUCUCGAGUCACUUCGCGACGUGGGUGGAGGACGCCGGCGCCGUGACUUCGCGAGUGUCCGUGCGUGUGCGCGCGUGCCAGUGACGGACUGAGUGACCUGCACCUGUCGGAGGACCUUCAUCAACGCUGUGGAUUUUUUUUCGCAUCGUCUGUGCUGUGGUGACGUGAGCGUGUGUGGUGUGUGUCACCCAGUGUGUGGUGGAUUCAGUGGAUUUGCAGUGCAUGGCUGCUUCGCCAUGCCGCGCGCCCGACCGAGGCUGAGGGCCUUCCCCGCCGAGACAUCGUCGUCGUCAAGGAAAAAGGAUUAAAGUGUGCCAGUGACUCAGUGAUCGUGCGGCCACUUGUGUGGUGUGUGGUGACUCGGUGACGUCGUGAUGACACAGUGAUACUCGUGUGGACAAGGCAGUGCAGGGAAAGUGCUGUUUUCCCGCCGUCAAGCACCACCACGACUCGCCCGUCGCGAAAAUGAGGAUAAAGAUGCCCGCCGUGAGGAUCGCCCAAGGUAUGGAGGGCGCUACGGAGGACGACGAACUCAAGACGUACUGCGAGAAAAUUCAGAAGCUGGACGUGAGCUCAACUAAGAUUGAAGCGGACGCCUCGGACGCGUCGGACGCGGUGGUGACGCCGUCGCAGCCCGACAUCCUCACCUGCGGCGUGUGCCAGAAGCCGUUCGCGCUCGGCGACAUCAUCAAGUUCAUCCAGCACAAGAUGGCCGCCUGCAACAAGGAGAACUACCUGGCGCCGUUCGGCGACGGCGACGCCGUCCGCCACCACGACGGCAGCGACAGCGACGACCAGAACGGCGUGGAGCGCGCCGGCGACGGCCUGCCCCUCGGCGUCGUCAACUCGCGGCGGCCCUCCAUAUCGGCGCCCAUUAAUAGCAAAAAGUCCCUGGUGCCGUCGUCCACCUCCUCCGCGGUGCGCAUCCUGUGCACGCCGCCGUCCUCCCUGCUGGACGCGGACGACCCGCGGUGCUCGACGCCGAUCAAGCGGCGCAACCGGUCCUCGUCGCCACUGAUGAGGCCGUCGUCGCUGCCCGCCAUGAGCAACCACCUCGGCCUGCUCGGCGACGACGAGGACGUGCGGCCCCUCACCAGGAUCAACAUCGGCCGCGAGUCGGCGGAGUCCUCGCCGGACGAGGCCCGCCGCUCCAAGCUGGCCAGGAUCGACGUGGCGGACGCCGAGUCCAACACCAUCAAUUCCGAGCCCAACAACUACGUGUGCAGCACCUGCAAGCAGCGCCUGCACUCGGCCUGGCGCCUGGUGCAGCACGUGCAGAACAGCCACGGCAUCAAGAUCUACGUCGAGUCGUCGGGCGCCGAGCGCGCGGACGCCGCCAAGAAGGACAACAACAACCGAUCCUCGUCGUCCAACUGCUCGUCGUCGUCGGCCUGCUCCAGCGGCAGCCUGCCCGGCCCGGGCACGCCGCUGUCCCUGCCGCCGCCGAGCUCGCGGCUGCACCCGCACCCGCCGCCCAGCUCGCCGCUGCUGGACCCCCUGCACCACCCGUUCCCCGUGGGCGGGCUGCUCAGGCACCCGUUCCCACCCACCUCCAUGUCGUCCCCUCUGGGGCUGGGGCCCCUGUUCCCCCGGCCUUCUAGUCACGACCACUUCCGCAUGGAGCAGCUCGUGUCGGAGCAAAUCCGACUCAGCCAGCAGGGCCUGCAGCAGGGCCUGCAGCAGGGCCUGCAGCAAGGCCUGGGGCUGGCCGCCAACGCCUCCACCAUCGCACCGCCUCCUCCGGUCUCCCCUUUUGGUCCGACGUCGACGUCAGUGGCGCCCACUUCGACGCCGAGCAGGCCUUCCACCGGCGCGCCACCAGCACCCCUGAAUCUGGAACCGCAGCUGGAUUUUUACUCACAGCGGCUGCGGCAGCUAGCGGGCGCAACGAGUCCCGGGGCCGCAUCGGCCUCCACCGCCAACGGGAGCUCGCCGUCACCCUCCCCCCGGCAGGGGCUGCUCACACCCCCUUUCUCGAGCAGCUCAACGCCCGGGGCCGCGCCCGCCGCCGCGACUCCGCUCUCGCUCAACAACUCCAAGGACAGCAACAACUCCAACAGCACCUCCUCCAGUUCCUCUACCGCAGCCAACAACAAUAACAACCACAGCGCGGUCAACAACAACAACAGUAGCAAUAACAACAACACGAGUUUGCUGAACAACAACACCAGUGGAGAUAGCGAUAGCGAGACUCGGCCUCCCCGGCCGCAGUCGCUGACAUCCCCCGAAAAGCAGUCCCAGAUGGCUGAGACCCCCAGCAACCCCGCCAUGGCCGCGGCCCUGGCCGUCACCAGCACGCCGCGGUCCGCGUCCACGCCCCCGGACGGCGACAAGCCCACCGACUUCUCCCUGUCGGCCAAGUCCCUGACGGGCGUGGUGGACGACGACGGCCACGACGGCGAGCGGAUCCACGGCUGCGAGUUCUGCGGCAAGAAGUUCCGCUUCCAGAGCAGCCUGAUCGCGCACCGCCGCGUGCACACGGGCGAGAAGCCCUACAAGUGCUCCGUGUGCGACCACGCGUGCGCGCAGCACUCCAAGCUCAAGCGCCACAUGAAGAUCCACCGCCUGGGCCGCGACGCCAUCAACGGCAGCGAGCACUCCGCCGACCAGAUCUCCAACGCGGGGUCGGUGGAGACGCUCGAGGACGACGACGAGGAUGAGGACGAGGAGGAAGAGGAGGAGGACGAGGAAGAAGAGGAGGACGAGGAGGAAGACAUGGAGCUGGAAGACGAGGACGCCGACGAUGAUGACGACCUCGGUGGCGACGCACCCGAGGACCUCACCACCAAGUCCAACUCUUCGACCCCGCCCAACAACAACAACACGAACCUGGGAAGUGACAAGAACGCCGGCUCUCCCAGGCCGACGCCGUCGUCCACGCCCCUGGACAAGGUGCCCACCGGCUCCCUGGUCGGCGAGCUCAUGGACAAGUUCGGCCUGAACCACAUCGCGCAGUACAGCGAGGCGUACAAGCAGGCGCUGCAGGAGUCCGUCAUCGGCCCCAACCACCUCGGCCUCAAGGACGACCUGCUGCACCGAUCGCCCCUCAGCCUGGGCGACAACAACAACAUCAGCAAGCUGUCCCGGACCUCCAGCCUGGAGAACGGUCUCCUGGAGAAGUCGGCCGCCGCCCUGAGGUUCAGAGAGGAGUUCGCCAAGAACAUGCUGGCCGCCGGCCAGCCUCCUCUGGACCUGGUGGGCGGCCCGCACGGCAUCUUCGGCCCUGGCACGCCGUUCGACAACCCGUUCGACACGGCCAGCAAGCGGCUCAAGCUGGACCUGGAGCACGGCAACCCCUUGGGCAGGCCCGGCGACCGCACCGACCUGUACGCGGGGCUGUGGCUGCCCACCUCGCACCACCUGUUCCCCACGGACGGCUCCAUGGACCUGCUCGGCUCGCGCAAGUCCAGCGACCUCCUCAAGUGCAGCAACGGGCCCAAGGCGGGGCCCAGCGCGUCGUCGCUGGCCGCGGCGGCGGCGGCCGCGCUCAACCUGGGCCUCCCCGUCAGCGCGCAGCAGCUCAAGAAGGAGGGCCGGCGCAACGACACGUGCGAGUUCUGCGGCAAGGUGUUCAAGAACUGCAGCAACUUGACCGUCCACCGGCGCUCGCACACCGGCGAGAAGCCCUACAAGUGCGAGCUGUGUCCGUACGCGUGUGCGCAGAGUUCGAAACUGACGAGGCACAUGAAGACGCAUGGCCGCCUCGGCAAGGACGUGUACCGGUGCCGGUUUUGUGAAAUGCCUUUCUCCGUUCCCUCCACGCUGGAGAAGCACAUGCGCAAGUGUGUUGUGAACCAGAACGCCAAGGGCGGACACCACUUCCUUUCCAUGAGUGGCGACGAGGACUCAAGCUUGUCAGCAGCCAAGGAGCCUCAGUGGGAACAGGGUAGUCAAAUUGACGUGAAAAUGACAUGACGCGAUUCUCGUCCGAGUGAAAUUUUUGAACCUCGGACGGCGUCGUUUUGGCGUCACGACGCUCAACAUUUCUGAGCGCGCUCACAAUGGUUGGGCCUUGUGGCGGCGAAACGAUGCUGCCGUUUUAACGUCAAUUUGACUACUGUGUUUCCUGGGGACUCUCCUGAGCCCUGUCAUAAGUCUGAACAAGUUACCGGGGGGUUACGUGAUUGUCCGUUGUUGUUGUUUUUAUUUGUGCUGUGUGAUCUAGAGCGACCGUGAGGAUUCGCCUGUAAAAUGUUGCGCGAACCAAAGAAUAUGUACUAAACCUGAAGCUCCCCAGACACUUUCCCAGUGAGGCGGUGAGUCGGGUUGGUUCGGCGUCGAUUCGAAACGGACACCGUAUGAUCGACAUCGCACCAACGCCCACCCCUCGCUGCAGCCUCGCUGGGCCGAACCGAACGUUCUGAAAUGAACGAGCGUUUCCGCGCGUGUGAGGGCAGAGGGUUGCUUUUACUUCGUCGACUUGUGCCUUGCGGCCAAUUUGACGUCGUACUGUACUUUGUACGCGUUUCGGCGCCAAGCCCAAGUUCCUAAGUGGCUCUGUGUCCACGUUUACCUCUUACUUUUAGGUGGUUUGCCUCGUGUUCCUCGUGCUUUGCUUGGUACAACAAGCAGAAAAGUGCCAAGUUGUUGAGCUCUCGAACCUAGCGAUUCGUUGACGCGUGAGAGAGACCAAAAUUAUAAUUGUGUAGUUAUAGUUAAAGCAAGUUUAAGUUAAAGUUUAAAGUUAUGAGGUGUGGAUUUGGUGUAGCCUCUGUGUUAAGCGAACGAUGUUGUUACUCCUGUAACUUAUACCAAAGCAAAGAUUCAGAUAUCAAUCUUGUAUCUAGGGUGAUAGACUAAUUGAAAAAGAUACAUCACUAUUAUCAUUGAUACCGUGUGGUUUAGGAGACCCAAAAGUUGUUAAAUUUUUUAAAUCUUUUUUUUAAACUUUUCAUUGUAUCUCACCAUUGUCAUUCAGGUAUUCCAAUCCAAGCGUUGAUUUGCUAUGCUACUCUUUGGUUUGUUCGCUAUUGAUUGUUUAUUGUUCAUUUCUGCUCAGGUAAUCCUGUUUUGUUUAUUAAGACUGAACUGGUCCAGGAGUGUCACUUUCAGCUCCAAAAACGUAAAUUGUGUGAUUUUACUAACACGUUUUUGCCAAAAAUUAACUUAGUUUUUGUCAAUGUUUUUAUUUGUUUUUGACUAACCCUUUUUCAUGUAAAUAUGUUAAAACAUUUUACUCUCCACACUUGUUCAUGUUUUUGUUAGUUAUAUUCUUUGUAAUGAAUGAAAUUAAGUUUGGCAUAUCCGAUUUGAAGGCUAGUUCAGUUUCAAAGUGUAUGCAUGAAGUUAUGCUACACAUUGUUCCUAUUUACUAUUAUUUAAUUUAAGAAAGCUUGGCAUGUUUGAUUCCUUUACCUAUGUCAAGUCACUGGUGAAAAUUUUGCUCAAUGCAGAGCUUGUAAAUGAAUUCUGUUUGGUUUUAACAACAGUACAAAUCCCAUAGUUGAACAAUAUCAUAUCGAACAUUCCGCUAGUGUGCAUUUAUUCCCAUGUAAAAGGGCACAUUGUGUCACCGUACAAUUCCAUUCGAAGACUGCUGUUGUAGAUGUAGUGGUUGUGAUUGACCUGUACCGUUCUGCUCUGAGGCGCGCAUGGAUACUCAGUACCGGUGACGGGGCGUAAGCUUCAGGAAAAGAUUUUAGAAAUGAUUGUUUAGGGAUCAAGUUGUUUUUGUUUUGUUUUAUUUGUUUAUGUGUAAAGAGUGUAUAUGAAUGUAUGUAUGUGUACAUAAAAAUCGAUUUAUGAAAAUAGGAGCGGCAGUCGUGUACUUUAAAUAUGGCCAUUCACUCACUGCUCGCAAACAGUUGUGGCUUUGGUCAUAGAAUAUAUUUCGAAAAUAAAGUUUAAUAUCUUGUCUUCAAUCUGUCGUAGCCAAUGUUAUUUCGCCAAUUUCAUUUCCCUGUUAAAAAAAAAUCUUCACAUGCUUGAAAUCAAUUUUGGUUAACUAAUUUGCCAGAAGUAAGUUUUUCAUCAUUUUGACAACAAGAUCAAAAAUUCUACAUCACAAUAUUUCAGUCCACUUCUGAAUAAACAUAUUAAUGACCUAGAGGUUGCCUCAAAAUAUCAUUACUGGUUUCAAGCAUCAAAAGAAAUUUAUUUGCAUAAUCAAUUGAGUAGUGAUAAAAAAGGCAUAGAAACAAACAGGACUAGAUCACAUUUUGACAACAAUAAAAUCUGGAUCAAAAACUACUAUGAGGAGACAAGUGUCUUACUAGUGACACUUACUUUUACAGGGUAACAAAUAAAAUAGUCUCGUCAUUACUUUACCUGUUAGAUAGGAACAUAACUUAGAGCCAAUUGUACAUGCUGCCCUUGCUCUGCACUCCCAAGGGGACAGUCAACAUCUUUUUUUAAAAUCAGGGUUAUCAGAGAAGCUUGGCUCUGUCUUGAAUUCCUUUCAAAUGUUCACUAAGCUUUGUUUUAUGUUUAGAAAAGCAUACAUAUUUAAUUUCUCUUGACAAUUGAGUAGCCUAUCACUUUAUAGGUAGAUAUCUUUUAAGCAGAUAAAUGUUUGGAAUUUUUACAAACCUUGCUUAGAAGUCAUCUUAAGUAGUUAUGUGGAAGUUCCCAGGCACGUCUUGAUGACACUAAAAUAUUUGUCUAUAUUUAAAUUAUAUUAUUGAAAUCAUAUUUUAGUUGAAAGGGACGUUUCUGGUAAUUUCUACAUUUAUAAAUUAAAAUUUGCAUAUCUCAACCUUUGGACAAAAGUGUAAUGUCCUUUGUUCCUGAAUGGCUCAAAGCGUUUUGCUUUUGGCUGUGUUGUCAUGUGGUCAUUUGCUAUCUUAAAAUAUGGCAUGGAUGUACCUUCUUAGAUUAAAUUAGAAAAUCUUCGAUAGGUUGGUUGUGCAGAAAUAAACACAAACUCUUAUUGUGUAAUGAAAAAAAAUCCCAUACUCUAUAGUUUGUAAUAUAUUUUUCAUUAUCCUGCCCAUGUCUUGUUUGAAUGAACAUACAAAUAAUUAAAUAUAUAUGUUUGUAGAAAAGUGUGAACCACUAUUCUUGUUUGUGAAGCAGUGAUGUUGGGGGUGGCUUCUUCUCCUCACCAGGAGGGAAGACAAAAUCAAUUUUUAAAAUGAUCGAAUAUUGCAACAAAUUGUAUAGCAAAAGUCACUUGUAUCAUAGAGGAGAAGAUGAAGUGUAAAAGAAUUUCUUUUGUUUUAUUUUUCACUGUGACUCUUUAUUACUAAUAUUAUAAUUAUUAUUUAUUUGUAUAUGUAUUGUACCAUGGAAAGAAAUUACAAAGUUGUAGUAAA
This is a messenger RNA of Thrips palmi, 7371 nucleotides long. RefSeq names its product B-cell lymphoma/leukemia 11A-like. The record is from RefSeq and is a predicted model, not a curated record. Lineage: Eukaryota; Metazoa; Arthropoda; Insecta; Thysanoptera; Thripidae. Gene Ontology annotation, cellular component: nucleus. Bases 584 to 4033 code for a protein of 1149 amino acids. Gene Ontology annotation, molecular function: DNA-binding transcription factor activity; RNA polymerase II cis-regulatory region sequence-specific DNA binding. The transcript is spliced from 5 exons. Gene Ontology annotation, biological process: regulation of transcription by RNA polymerase II.